Messenger RNA from Asterias rubens (European starfish), 6973 nucleotides. Its product is annotated as B-cell CLL/lymphoma 9 protein-like. NCBI's taxonomy places the organism in Eukaryota, Metazoa, Echinodermata, Asteroidea, Forcipulatida, Asteriidae. The transcript is spliced from 12 exons. Bases 299 to 6328 code for a protein of 2009 amino acids. Gene Ontology annotation, cellular component: RSF complex. The record is from RefSeq and is a predicted model, not a curated record. Gene Ontology annotation, biological process: regulation of DNA-templated transcription.
GGUUAAUUAUUAGGUGCAACUUCUCACCUGCCACAAACACACCUUCUCAAGUGAAUGUGUUUGAACUGUAAGGUUUCAUACAGCGUGGAUGUAUAUGUUAUUCCCUCAAUAGAAGUAAUCUAGACAGAGAAACAUAGCAAAAGCGAGAGAUUACCCGAUUAAGGACAUGCCCCCCCUACGACUCCAGUCUACCGUUCCGUAUAUCGUAUUCGUAUAGGAAAGACGAGUGUUUUAAGAAUGGAAAAUGGCGGCCGAUCAACACUAACGAUGACAUUCAAACGGCAUUUUCUUCUCCAAAAUGCCGCGUAAGAAGCCGCACACAGAAUCGGAAGACGUCUUACAAAUACGAUGCAUGUGGGAGACUGUUUCUGUGUUCCAAUUCGUGGGGCUUUUCCGAUCUAAAUUCCAAUUUACUCAGUUUGACUUGGAGGAUUUUGAAUACAGUUUGGCACAAGAGGAGAGCAUAUUGGUUGCAGAUAUUUUUGCAAGGCUGCUUCGCUUCUCACUCCAACGUACAGAUAUUCAAAUAUUCAACUGGGAGGGAUAUAUUCAGCGCUUUGUUCAAGACAGGGCACCUCGCAGCAAAGACUUUUUGAUUAAAUUCCCUUACAGGGGGCUCAACCCAAGUGACAGGUUGUUGUUACUGAAGCAGGUUGUGGAUACUGUUUAUGCUUGUCAUGCAGAGGAUUUGAGUGACUAUCUUGAUGAUUACUACAGCCCCAAUGAUAUGCGCUUUCUGUCUAUUGGUCAAGAUGCUGUGAAUAAUCAAUAUUGGUAUUUUAAUGAUUUGAGAUUGUAUAAAGAUCAAGUUACACCUAAGAAAGGGAAGUCAGCUUGGCAGUGUAUUUGUAGCUGUUUGGAAGAGUGGCAAGCAUUUCUCAAGACAAUCAGUAAGAGUGAACACCCUGAUGAGAUCUCCUUGUAUCAUUACCUUCAUGAUGAAGUAAUACCACUUAUCCAGGGAGCAUUGGAGGACAAAAAGUUGAAGGCAAAACAAAGACGAAAGCGUUUGAAGCAAGCAGCUAAAGAAGGGAAAGAAGCCGACGUACUGCGGGAAUACAGUCUGCCACAAAUUGACUACCAAGAAGUGUUACGGAAAGAAAGAGAAGAUAUUGUUAAGAUGUCUGAUGAACUAACCAAGCUGGCCCAGUUGGCUAAUAGUGCUGACCUACAAGUUACUACACAGACACUACACUCGCCUUCAUUACCAACAAUCAAAGAAGAAGGCAUGAUAAGGAAGAGGUUAGAAGACAAUGGACUGCAAGGAGAUAAUGAUCUAGCAGCCAAGAUGUGCAUGAAAGCUGAUAAGACUCGCACUAGAAAUAAGAUGAUGAAAGAACCUGAUGAAGAUGACUCGGUAUUCUUACCUGAUCAUGCUGGAAAUGGAGCUGAGACAACAAAAGAUGAAAAAGUGCCACCUCGAAGCAAGCGGAAAGGUGAAGCUAAAGUAAAGGAGAUGGAUUGGUGCACUAAUGAUGCAGAUAACAUGAAGAUGAACAAAGUCAAUGGAGACAAGAAUCAAAUAUCAGAUGGUGCUGGAAUGUCUCCUCAUGUGAUGCAGUAUCAACAGCCAUCCCAUUUCCCUAUGGCAGGAAGUCAACAAGUGUUUGUAUUCUCAACACGUAUGGCUAACCAAGCUGCACAGGCCAUCUAUACUGGACAAGCUGACUCUAUAUUAUCCUAUCAUAGAUCCCAAGCUGCUCACAGAGACUACCUACAUCCUGAACAGGAUACGCUUCCAGAUGUGAUGCACCCACACAACAACAUGUCAACACAGAAUCCACAGCUUUCAACCUUGAAUCAAGUACAGCCUAUAAUGAUGGAUCAUAACAAUAGCAAUCCAAUGCAAGGUAUGCUGAUGAAUCAACAGGUUGAGCAUCAAUCAAUACCUCAUCAUCAAAUACAGCCAAUGGAAACUCUCAAUAAUGAACAUGCAAAUGUCAAAACAAGUGGUGGACGCAAGCGCCCAGAUAGACCAAAUUCAAUAAACACAGACAGUAAUAAUCCCAGUAAGAAUCCAACAGCUUCCCACAAAAAUGUGACAAGUGAUGGAAGUACAGGCAAACAAAGUGACUCCAAUGCUACCACUACCACAGUUACCACCAAAUCCAGUAAGUCCAAAUCAUCAAAGAGAAAGAGGCCUCCAUCCUCUUCACAACAGUUACAACCAAAUAUGACCCAAGGACCUCAGCUAUCUAACAUGCCUCCAGCGUCAAAUUUUGGAGCAUUUCCUCAACAACCUUUUGGACCGGGCCAGUUUCCACCCCAUCCACAGCAAAUGCCUGGAAUUGCAAACAUGGGAAUGCGACCUCCAUUACAAGGCACCCCGCCACAGUCUGGACCUCUGUUUCAAAUGGAGGCAACGGAAACAGAAAAUCUGGAUCCUAGUGCAUUGUGGGAAAAUCCUCCUUGCAACAAAAAGACUCCUAACCUUGCAAAUUUGGCUUGGCAACAGGAGCAACAAAUGCGAAUGAUGCAACAGCAACAGGGCAGUGGCUCUCAGUUACCCAUGAUGCAACAUGAGCAAUCUUCAAUGAUGUCUCCCUGUCAUGAGACAAUGAUGACGAACAGACCCUAUUCUGAAGGUAGUCAGUCACAGGAACAUCCUGAAAUGCCACCAUUUUCUCCUGCUUCUGGUCCAGGAAUGCCAUUUGAAAUGACUAACUAUAAGCCACCUCAGCAAAUUGACAAUCCCACACCAGAGCAGUUGAGACAUAGAGAGGAAAGAUUGAGAACUCUGAAAGAAAUGCAACGCUUGCUGUUUCCUGAGGAGCAUCAAACUAGGUCUCCUACCCCUGGGCGAAUGGUGUCACCUAGUGGAGGAAUGGGCUCACCACCAGGUAAUAUGAUGACCCCAGGACCUGCAAUGAUGAGACCACAAGGACCAACAGGUAUGAUGGGACCUCAACACAGACCCAUCAUGCACCUACCUAAUAUGGGACCACAUCCUAACAUGGACAAUCCAGACCCUGCAAUGGGGUUGUCACCAGAGCAUCGUAUGGCUCAAGAGCAAAUCAUCAUGCCUCCACCACCAGAUUGGGAUAACAUGACACCACCACAAAAAGAAUGGUACAAACUUCAGCAUGAAUUUUAUGCAUUGAAACGAAGGAAAAUAGCUACAGAACAAAUGAAGAUUGGACAUGGCCCUAUACCUGAGCUUCAUGGAUCAGGAUAUCGAGAUCCUAUUGAUAUGGGACCUUAUCAUCAUGGAAUGCAAAGUGGACCUGGCAUAGGAAUUGGCAUGGGACCAGGACCUGGUGUAGGUCCAGGUAUACCACACGGACUUCCAGGAGAUCCUGGAUUGCCUCCAACAAUAAAUAGGUGUAUGCCAGGGGCGGACAUGGAUGUAUCAAAUCAGGGACCAGUGGGUCCUGGUAUGACUGGUUCUGGGAUGCCAGGUAUGCCUGGUCAAGGAAUGCCAAUGCCAGAUAUGCCUGGUGGUCAGACAGGACAAGGAAUGCCCCCACCACCUCCUUAUCAUGGAACUCAUAAUGCUGCCACACCUGCCAUGCCUAGGCGCUCCAGCCUCUCUGGGCCUGGUUCACUGGCAAUGAACCAAUCUACACCCUUUCCAAUGUCCCCUCAUCAUGUUCCACCAGGACAGCCAUCUCCAAGGUCCAACAGAACAAAUUCUCUUCCAGCCUCAGGAUCUGUUCCUCCUACCACUACUAGCCAAUUGUCGACUGGUCAGGUACCUACUGGAAAUGAAUUGAAGCCUAGCGUGAUUGCAUCAGGUAAAGUAACUACAGUUAUUACAAGUGGAAGCAUGCCAACAGGUCCUGUCCAAACUUCAGGAAGCUCAACUACCACAGGAUCAGUCACAAUUGGUUCUCAGCAAACACCAAGCACUCAGGCUGGCCCAGUAUCUCGUCAACCAAUGUCACCACAACAGGGAAGUCCAUUCAGACCCAACCACCAGCCACCUACACCAACAUCGGUACCAACUCCCAACCCUCCUGUUGGGGAUUCUACUAAGGCUAGUAAAGCACGUACUCCUGGUAGCAACAUUGACCAGUCGCCAAGACCCCCUCAAUCUGGAACACCUGCAGGUGAUGUACAGUCAGUUGUCAGGAUAAGUCAAGCUGGAGGAUCACAACCUGGAACCCCUAAUUCUGCUCCUAACAAUGGAAGUAGACAAAGUGUUUCUACACCAAGCAGUUUGACACCACCAACAGCAAAAUCUAACUCUGAAUCAAGUAAUUCAAAACCCAGUGAUGGACCUAAUGCACAAAUUCCACCCACCCAGAAGCCUUCAGAAAGUGUGGGAAGUGUGACAAAUACAUCUGCUCCACAACAAAGGCUUGUUAACUUUCCACCCAGCCAAUUGAAUAGAGAUAAAGCACCCAACUUCCCUCCACGAGGAGAAGACCUUCAACAGUAUGCAUCAACAUUUUAUCAGAAGGCUUCAAAAGAAUCAUCCAAAUCCAGUGGACGGUUACAGCAUUUUGGUCCAGGUAGCCCAGUCGGGCCAGAAAUGAUGGGCCAAACGGGCGAAAAUAUAAACUCUCAAUCGACAAUGUUGAGAUCCCAGCCAGAUAAUUCUCAACCUCAAAUAAUGCCUCCUCAACAAAGAAUGUUGACAGCUCAAAAUAGUGGAGUCUCACAACCUGAGUCUAUGACGACUCAAACAGGUGUCAUGCCAUUACAACCAGGAAUGAUGACAUCACAGUCCGCAAUGAUGACAUCACAACCAGGAAUGAAGACAUCACAGUCAGCAAUGAUGACAUCACAACCAGGAAUGAUGACAUCACAGUCAGCAAUGAUGACAUCACAGUCAGGAAUGAUGACAUCACAACCAGGAAUGAUGACAUCACAGUCGAGCAUGAUGACAUCACAACCAGGUAUGAUGACACAUCCAAGGAUAUCAACAUCACAGGAGAUGAGUUCCCAUCCAUGCAUGAUGUCACCACAAUCUGGUGCUAGUGUAGCGGAUAAAGGAUCCUCACACCUUGGAAUGAUUUCUCAUCCUGGAAUGAUUCGGCCACAGCAUCCAGAGAUGAUGACACCACAUGGAAUGAUGACAUCACAACAAGAAAUGAUGGCCUCCCAUCCAUCAGGAAUGAGUGGUAUGAUGUCACCACAACCUAACAUUAUGGCACCACAUGAUGCUAUGCAUCAUCCACCAGGAAUGAUGCAAACAAGAAUGCCAACGUCACAACAAAUGAUGUCACAAGCCAAUAUGGGGCCAAGACAAGGAUUAAUGAUGUCCCAAGCAAGAAUGGGUCCUCCACACGGCAAUCCUUGUAUGCCACCAGAGGAAAUGAUGUUAUCACAUGGAAAUAUGACAUCACAACCUGGAAUGAUGAUGUCACAUGGUGGUAUGGUGACUUCACAGGCAGGAAUGAUGUCACAACAGAGAAUGAUGUCAUCACAGCCAACUAUGAUGCAACAGCAAGGAAUGAAUGCACAGACAAGAAUGGCAUCCCGUAGUCCUAUUAUUGAGUCUCAUGGCAUGGGAUUUGAUCCUCAUCACCCUAUGGAUGGACCAAUGGGCUUUCACCCUAUGCAUGGCAAUAUGCUCAAUAAUACGGGAAUGCAGGAUAUGCGUGGAAUGCACAGUAUGCCUAACAGAUUCCCAGGACCAAAGCAAAUGCAAAGAAACUUAGGGGGUGCUCCCCCCACCAUGGGUCAUAGUGUUGGACCUAUGGGAAGGACUAGUGGCAUUGCUCCUGGUGGAUCACCUAUAAUGCAUAUUGAUGGUAACCCCCGAGAUUCCAAUUUAAUGCAGAGUGAAUCUAAGCCAAUAAGCCAAUCUCAAGUUGGGAGAAGCAUUCAUACGUCAUCACCUAGCCCAUUGUCAUUAUUACAGAGUCGCUUCUCACCACCGUUACUCCCAGAUGGUAAAGGACCAAAGCAAACAUUGCAAUAUUUCCCCCAGGGAAAUCCUACUCCUGCACCCCAAGCACAGUCUGGUAAUCCACACCUCAACCCAUCUAAUGCACCAGGACCACCGGGACAAGGACCAGCACCAAAACAAAUACAAAUGCCAUUCCCAUUAGAAAUGGUGACUGGAAACCCACCGUCUAUGACACCCUCGUUUGGGCCAUCCCAGCGUAUGCCAGGCCCAUCCGCUAGAAUGUGUGGUCCAGAGUCUAUGUAUCCACAGGGAUAUCCGGCAUCCAAUAGACCAAGACAACAACUACCUGGAUAUGUGGCAACUCCUCGUCAUUCAAUGCAAUAUAGUGGGCCUCCUAUGGGAAUGCCUAUGUCUAAUACUAUGGGUCAACAAAUGCCUUACCCGCCAGGGUAUGGACCUCAUGGACUACCAGGCUCCAAUAUGGCAAUGGGGGAGUCUAUUAUGCAUGGCUAUAAUAAUAUGCCCAAAUGAACCCUUGACAUGAGUAUGCCAGACUUACAAUGUGACUUUAAUACUAGCAUGGGAAUGCAGUAUUAACUGUUUGCUGAUUGGGAUUAUACAAGGAAGGAAUAACUGUCACUAAUAUAAAGGGAUCCAAUGGAUUUACAUUGUGUUGUACAUUGGUUGGAGUCACAGGUGUUAGAUACAUGGCUAAGUGAUGGCAGGGUUUAAUUAUAUUCAUUGAAUGUGUUGAAAGUAUGAACUACAUCUAGUGGAUAUGACAUCAAUUCAAGCAGCUUUAUCAUGUAAGUGUUUGCUGCAUGGCAUUUAACUCAGUGUAUGUGCAGCAUUGAUGAGUGCAACUAAAUCUUGUGGUAACUCUAUUGUUUGAAACACUUGCAAUGCACACAUGCAGAACCUUGUUAAGGUGCCUUUUGAAUGAACAUCCCAGGCUUUAACUUGGUGUGUUAUACAUGCACCAAAUGGACACUUGGUGCAAAGAAUAAUUUGAAUGGUCAAAUCCACUCUGAUGACUUGUAUGGUAAGAAAAUGUGCAAUUUGUUAGUAUUACAAAUCAGAAACAUAUCACAUUUCCCGUACUUAAGGGCAGUGGACACUAUUGGUAAUAACUCAAAAUAAUUAUUGGCAUAAAACCUUUCUUGGUGACGAGUAAUG